UACGAUACGAGAGUAUUCUCUCCUUUUAGCUUGUACUCACAGUUUCCGAUGCCAUACUGAACUUCGUCCAUUCAACUUAUCCGAUCGCAAAGCAUUAAGAAAAGAAGAAUGCCACCUGCCCCGGUUGUUGAGUCCGCCGAGCCUGAGCAGGAGAGCCACCAAUUCUCGUCUGCAGCCGAAUUGGAGAAGAAGCUUCAGUGUGAUGACAAACCGAUUGUUGAAGACGUGGAUGACGAUGAGGAUGAUGACGAGGAUGAUGAAGAUGACGGAAAGGAGAACGGGGCUCUUGGUUCAAAUGAGAGUUCAAAGCAGAGCAGGAGUGAAAAGAAGAGUCGCAAGGCUAUGCUGAAGCUGGGUAUGAAACCAGUUACUGGGGUUAGCAGAGUAACCAUUAAAAGAACAAAAAAUAUUCUGUUUUUCAUAUCAAAACCUGAUGUGUUCAAAAGUCCAAAUUCUGAGACGUACGUGAUAUUUGGAGAGGCAAAGAUAGAGGAUUUGAGUUCUCAGUUGCAGACACAAGCUGCUCAGCAAUUCAAGAUGCCAGACAUGGGGCAUGUGAUGGGAAAACCAGACAUUUCUGGUACUGUGGAAGCUGGAGCAUUGGGAGAAGAGGAGGAAGAGGAAGAAGAGAUUGAUGAAUCUGGGGUGGAGGCUAGGGACAUUGAUUUGGUAAUGACACAGGCUGGCGUCUCCAGGACCAAGGCAGUAAAAGCUCUCAAGACUCACGACGGGGAUAUUGUAAGUGCCAUAAUGGAGCUCACAACUUGAGUCAUACCCUCUCCCAUCCGUUUUCUUGCUUUGCUUUUGGUGGUGAUUCAUGAGUUCAUAAGUUAAAAAGUCUCCACCUUAAUUUGCUUGCUGUCAAUUCAAGUUUUUGUACUUUCUAUUCAUUUUGCCUUAUUCUUCUUCAUUUGUUUGUUGUUAUAGCUGCCUGGACAUCCAAUUCCAUUUACAUAGCCAGCUUCAUAUUGUGACUUGUUCUUGUAGUUAGACUUAUUGGAUUACUUCUUUCUUUCUUCUUUCUUGGAGGGUGUAUGCAUUUAUGGAUGCUUUUUAGUUUGACAAGUACGAACAAAAACAAUUACAAUUCAAUGAAAUGGUAGUUUAUCAAAA
Benincasa hispida (wax gourd) is the source of this 1113-nucleotide messenger RNA. RefSeq names its product nascent polypeptide-associated complex subunit alpha-like protein 2. The record is from RefSeq and is a predicted model, not a curated record. Lineage: Eukaryota; Viridiplantae; Streptophyta; Magnoliopsida; Cucurbitales; Cucurbitaceae. Gene Ontology annotation, cellular component: nascent polypeptide-associated complex.